This is a messenger RNA of Topomyia yanbarensis, 882 nucleotides long. RefSeq lists its product as uncharacterized. The transcript is spliced from 2 exons. Lineage: Eukaryota; Metazoa; Arthropoda; Insecta; Diptera; Culicidae. The record is from RefSeq and is a predicted model, not a curated record. The coding region runs from base 1 to 882 and encodes 293 amino acids.
AUGGUGAUAUUGUCCACGGCCAUCAUUAAAGUGAAAGAUGCAGAUAAUAGUUACCAGUUUGCUAGAGCAUUCCUGGACAGCGGCUCUCAGCCUAGCUUCAUCACCGUCGCUGACAUAGCCGACUUUGUACUGCAAAAGCUGACCGUCUCGCUACCCAGUCAUCACAUUGACGUUUCACGAUGGCGGAUCCCACGCCACCUACCGUUGGCUGAUCCCCAGUUCAACAUUAGUCAGGGGAUUGAUAUCAUCAUUGGCGCAGAAUUGUUCUUCGAUUUGUUGGAGAAUAAACAAUUUUCGCUAGCAGUGGGCUACCCACUACUCCAAAAGACCAUUCUGGGAUACAUUGUUUGCGGAAGGGUUGCGGAGCCAAUCACAGAACAAACUUCCGUACAAAGCAGGCACGUCUGCACAGAAGACCUACUCGAUAGUCAACUUAAACGAUUCUGGGAAGUCGAUAAUUUCGAUGACGGUAAAGCGUACACCAGCAACGAGCAAGCUUGCGAGGACCACUUCAAUGAAAAUAUUUCUCGAGGUUCAGAUGGACGGUAUAUAGUUCGCCUUCCGUUGCGGCAAGAGAUGUUAACGAUGAUUGGAGAUUCGUAUACUCCGGCACUACGGCGGUUCCUGUCGAUGGAAAAGACGUUCGGCAACGAUGAAGAUCUCCAUCUGGAAUACAGCAAUUUCAUUGAGGAGUACGACAGGUUAGGUCACAAGGAGGUGAUAUCGCACGCGUCGUGUAGCCCACAGUUUUUCUUACCCCACCAUGCCAUCCAUCGCCCUGAAAGCACAACUACUAAAAUUCGAGUAGUGUUUGACGGAUCCAGUCGUGGUUUAACUCAGCUUUCGCUCAACGACGUCUUGUUUUCUGGUCUCACAGUGUAG